Octopus bimaculoides (California two-spot octopus) is the source of this 589-nucleotide messenger RNA. Its product is annotated as small ribosomal subunit protein uS14m. Lineage: Eukaryota; Metazoa; Mollusca; Cephalopoda; Octopoda; Octopodidae. Gene Ontology annotation, biological process: translation. Gene Ontology annotation, cellular component: ribosome; mitochondrial small ribosomal subunit. The record is from RefSeq and is a predicted model, not a curated record. Gene Ontology annotation, molecular function: structural constituent of ribosome.
UUUUGUAUUUGACUUGACAAUUGAAAAUUGUUUAUCUACUGAAAUUCUACAUGGACUUACUUUUCAUGAAUUCAAGAUGGCAUCUCUUAAAAUUGGAAUAAAUUGUCUGUCUGCCAGAAUUUGUGGUUAUGGGCUUUCUUCAAGGUUGACCAUGCCUGUUUUGACAGCAACAGAGAAGCCAUUAUUUUCACAACCUGUUCGAUUUAGAUUUGCAAAUUGGCAAAUGUUAAAGGAUUAUAAAAAAAGACAGACAAUCAAAGAACAGUAUACAGAGCGUUUAAGAAUCAAUGCCAUACGUAAAAAUACAAUACUACCUAAAGAGUUAAGGGAAGUUGCUGAUGAAGAAGUAGCUGCUCUUCCAAGGAACAGUUCAAUAGUGAGGAUUCGUCAACGUUGUGUUUUGACUUCCAGACCAAGAGGUGUUCUCAGACGGUGGCGUAUAAGUCGCAUUAUGUGGCGACAUUUAGCUGAUUACAACCAACUUUCUGGUAUCACUAGAUCUUGUUGGUAAUAUAUGUGUGUGUGUGUAAUGCUUUUGUAUUCUUUUUUCAUACAAAAUCCCUUAUAUUUAAUAAAUUAUUGUAAAUAA